GCUGUGACUAGAAAAGCAGGUGAACUCUAUUAGGCUGAUUAUCUGUAUUAAGGUGAGGAGGGCUAUUUAAGGGGUAACUGCUUAGGAUUUUCAGGGUUGAGGUUGUUCAGGUGUGCCUAAUAGUUGUAACAAUGAGGGAGUGCAUUUCUGUUCACAUCGGACAAGCGGGCGUCCAGAUGGGCAACUCCUGCUGGGAGCUGUACUGUUUGGAGCAUGGCUUCCUGCCAGAUGGAACAGUGCAUGCAUCCAACGCUGCCUCCCUGGCCGACACGUCCUUCGGUACUUUCUUCACUGAAACCGGUACCGGGAAGUACGUCCCCAGAGCCAUCUUUAUUGAUCUGGAGCCGUCGGUCGUGGAUGAAGUACGAAAUGGUGCCUAUCGUCAGUUGUACCACCCUGAGCAACUGAUCAGUGGCAAGGAGGAUGCAGCUAACAACUAUGCCCGCGGGCACUACACCAUCGGCAAGGAGAUUGUGGAAUCCGUCAUUGACAGGAUGCGUAAAAUGGCGGACCAGUGCACCGGACUGCAGGGCUUCCUCAUCUUUCACAGCUUUGGCGGGGGGACCGGGUCUGGUUUCACCUCCCUGCUGAUGGAGCGUCUGUCUGUGGACUACGGGAAGAAGUCCAAGCUGGAGUUCUCGGUUUACCCUGCCCCCCAGGUGUCCACAGCUGUGGUGGAGCCCUACAACUCCAUCCUGACCACCCACACCACCCUGGAGCACUCGGACUGCUCCUUCAUGGUGGACAAUGAGGCCAUCUUUGACAUCUGCAAGCGCAACGUGGGGGUGGAGCGUCCCUCCUACACCAACCUCAACCGCCUGAUUGCCCAGAUCGUGUCCUCCAUAACUGCCUCCCUGCGUUUUGAUGGUGCCCUCAACGUGGACCUGACAGAGUUCCAGACCAACCUGGUGCCCUACCCCCGCAUCCACUUCCCCCUGGUGACCUACGCCCCCAUCAUCUCAGCCGAGAAGGCCUACCACGAGCAGCUCUCCGUAUCCGAGAUCACCAACUCCUGCUUCGAGCCGGCCAACCAGAUGGUGAAGUGUGACCCCAGGCGUGGCAAGUACAUGGCCUGCUGCCUGCUCUACCGCGGAGACGUUGUCCCCAAGGACGUCAACGCCGCCAUCGCUGCCAUCAAGACGAGGCGCUCCAUCCAGUUUGUGGACUGGUGUCCCACGGGCUUCAAGGUGGGCAUCAACUACCAGCCCCCCACCGUGGUUCCUGGAGGGGACCUGGCCAAGGUGCAGAGGGCCGUGUGCAUGCUGAGCAACACCACGGCUAUCGCCGAGGCCUGGAGCCGACUAGACCACAAGUUUGACCUGAUGUACGCCAAGCGUGCGUUCGUGCACUGGUACGUAGGUGAGGGCAUGGAGGAGGGCGAGUUCUCUGAGGCCAGGGAGGACAUGGCUGCCCUGGAGAAGGACUAUGAGGAGGUGGGGGCAGACUCUGGAGAUGGCUGUGAGGAGGAGGAAGAUGAAUAUUGAAUCUGUUAGGCCUACGCGCUAUAACCUGUUAAAGUACUAUGUGGAUUUUGUAUUAAAAUAUACUAAGCAUUUA
Messenger RNA from Osmerus eperlanus (European smelt), 1557 nucleotides. RefSeq names its product tubulin alpha-8 chain-like. Gene Ontology annotation, cellular component: microtubule; cytoplasm. The transcript is spliced from 4 exons. The record is from RefSeq and is a predicted model, not a curated record. Lineage: Eukaryota; Metazoa; Chordata; Actinopteri; Osmeriformes; Osmeridae. Gene Ontology annotation, biological process: microtubule cytoskeleton organization; mitotic cell cycle. The coding region runs from base 132 to 1484 and encodes 450 amino acids. Gene Ontology annotation, molecular function: GTP binding; structural constituent of cytoskeleton.